Messenger RNA from Lathyrus oleraceus (garden pea), 1890 nucleotides. RefSeq lists its product as uncharacterized. Lineage: Eukaryota; Viridiplantae; Streptophyta; Magnoliopsida; Fabales; Fabaceae. Bases 1 to 1890 code for a protein of 629 amino acids. The record is from RefSeq and is a predicted model, not a curated record. The transcript is spliced from 7 exons.
AUGUCACAACAUCAAGAUACAUUUGCUUCUAAAAAUACUAAGUCUACUCCAAAAUUUAGUGUUCCUCCCAUGGGCGUCCCUGAUGAUGAGAUUCUGGAUGUUGCUCUUCUCUCUGUUAUUCCCGCCACGGACAUUGAUUUGAACCAACCCAUCUCCAUUAAUACCUCCGCUUCUGCAUGUUCCAAUCAAGGUAAUCCCUCUAAUAUUCGGUCUGGUUCAACUCAUGUCACUAAGUAUAAGGAAGGAACACACUAUACUGAUCGUGUUACAAGAGACAUAGUUACUAGAAUUCUUAAUGAAGGUCACUCUGUGAAGGGGGUUUCUACUCCCCUUGCUCAAAUGUAUCCCCCUCCUGAGGUUGAACAACCUAGUGGUAAGGGUGGUGAUUCCUCCAGUUCUAAAAAGGCCUUGGCUACUGAAGGGUUGUGCUCUCUAGGGCAAACCGUGUCUGACAAAGGGAAAUAUGUGGCCUCUAACACAGCUAAUGCUUCCCACUCUGAGAAGCAUGAUGAUGCAAAUAUUGUGAUUGAUCUAGAGGAUGGUAGCUCUGAUGAUCAAGAGGAAAGCUUGAUUCAUCACAUAAAGCCAAGUGUGGCUAAACGCAUGAAGACUCACAAAGGAAAAUCUGUGGCUGAACUUAUGUCAGCUAGAAAAGCUAACAAGACUGUUGUUAUUGGUCCCUCCAAACCAUGGAGCAAGGUUGAAAUAAAGAAGAGGAAGAGAAGGGUAGUUGUGGAAAGGGAAUUGGAAAAAGAUGUUGUUGAUGUCAAGGAGGUCAUGGACCUGAUACAAGCUGAUGGGCUUUUGAAGACUGUUGUUGGGUUAUCUCAAUGCUACGAAGGUUUAGUCAAGGAAUUUAUUGUUAAUAUUCUUGAGGAUAUUUCUGAUAAGAACAACAAGGAGUUCUGCAAGGUGUAUGUGAGGGGCAGAAAUAAUGAGGGUGCAGGAGAAUUAGAGGUUACAGACAAUCAGGUAUGUAGGGAGAUUACAGCUAAGCAGGUGAAAGUUUGGCCUUUUAAAAAGCAUCUUUCUGCUGGGAAGUUGACUAUCAAGUAUGCUAUCCUGCAUAAAAUAGGAGCUGCUAACUGGGUCCCUACCAACCAUAUCUCCACCAUUGCUAAUACUCUUGGGAGAUAUAUGUUUGAUCAAAUCAUCAAGCAUGGAACUACUAAUGCAGUUAAGCUGCCAAUUGCUUUUCCCUCUAUGAUUUAUGGAAUUAUCUUGAAUCAACAUCCUGGUAUUCUGUGCUCAAAUUAUUUACCUAGUAGGAGAAAACCAGCUCUGUCUGUGCACUACAAACUCUUUGAAGGCAGUCAUGUCGAGGAUAUUGUCAUGACAUCUGCCAUGAGGAGGCCAGUCUCAAAAGUUGGAGCAAUUGCUGAGCUUAAGGAGACAUGCAAAGAGCUAGGUGAAGGGAUUAGGGCUGAGGGUGAAAAUGUUGAACAUGCUAAUGUCAGCCAUGAAGAAGAAGCUGAAGCCCACACCUCUAUUGAGAGGUCUGCUAACAAUGAUGAUGCGAGUGGCAACUCUACUUCUGGUGCUGCUGAAGAGGCUACAAACUCAAGCCCUACUAAAAUUCUUACAACUAUGUAUGUACUUGGUGAUGGGGAGAAUUUUGGUGUUUAUUUGUUUGGUAAAGGGGGAGAAUUCUAUGUGUUCUGUUUGUGUGAAGCAGUGUGGUUGUUGUUUGUUGUGGACUGGCUUAAGGGGGAGCUGUUGUCUUCUGGGAAGUUGCAUGGACUUGAGGGAGAGUACAAGCACUUGUGUGUCCUGAUGUUUGCUAGUUGGUUCUUGCUAGUGUUGUAUGUGCAAGUGCUUGUGUGUUUACUAGUUGUUAUUUUUGCUAGUGAUGUGUGUAUGUUUUCUUCUGCUGCUGAACUGAUGCUCUGA